AUCACCAAACCAGCUGUAGGUAGAGAUAAGUAUUGCUGACUGGGUGUAGCGCGUGAACUGUCGCGCAUUUAGGAGCAGCCGCGCGCUGAAGAGCAGCUGCAGCUGUUUCGCUGGCACGCGCCACUGUCCUCUUGUUAAAAGUCUAGAGAAACUGGCUGUUGUUCAGUGAACUGUUCCACACAGCUGGGCUCAGAUAGCCGCUAAGGGAGCAGGAAGGACUGGUAAACUGCUCCUCCAUUCCCUGGAAACACCAGUUAGCAGUUAGUGAUCUCCAGGCUUCAGGAGGUUAACCUGAUACUGGAUGCAGUGUCCGAUUCCCAGUGGCCUCCUGGUUCCUCCGACCGUCCCCUGAGAUGGGUGAAGUAAGUCCGCUGGAGAGGGACCACUCCUUGCGUGUUGUGCUCCCAGCGGGGAUCGAGAAAAACAUUACAGUGCAUGGAAGUAAACCGGUGAUGGACUUAUUGGUGACGCUCUGUGCAAAUCACCACCUGAAUCCUUCCGAUUACACCAUUGAGUUCCUGUCGCCUAACAAGAACAUCAUCAGCUACAAGCCGAACUGUCCUAUCGGUUCGUUGGGAGCUGAGAAGAUUUUAUUGAAGCUUAAAGGCUCUGAAGAUAAAAUUAAGAAGCCAUACAUGCCUGAGGCAACGGUGCGUUUACUGAUCAACUACAAUAAGUCCCAUAAGACGGUGGUGCGGGUGAAUCCCAGACUGCCGCUGGAGGCGCUGCUGCCAGCAGUGUGUGACAAGUGUGAGUUUAACAUAAAGACAACCGUCCUGCUGAGGGACCCUCAGUCCAAGGAGCCGCUGGACCUGACCAAGACCUUGAAUGACCACAGAUUGAGGGAGGUGUUCGCCAAAGAUACAGGGGCUCAGAACGCUUCGACCGAAGGAGGUAUGUCAGCUGGAACUCCAGAGAUCAUCUCACCACCUCCAACACAAGACUUGCAAAGGAAGGAGAACAAGCAGAAGAAAAGGGGCUUCUUCAGCUUCUUCAGAAGACGCAAAAAGAUAAAUGAAACGAAUGGGACGCUGAGUGCUCCUACUUCUCCCAGCCGGGGCAAACAAGUCCGAGUCCGUGGGAAUUCAGAAAGCCUUUCAUCCAAUAACACCCUGCCUGCAGAUACGGCCAAAAAAAGGCCGGCGCCGCCGCCGCCGCCUAUAGUCGCAUCGCAGAGUGUCCCUAACAACCUCAGCACCUGCUACGUCAAGAGAACACAGUCGUCUGCAGAAUCUACUUUAAGGAGCACCAAGAGGAGGGCUCCUCCUCCUCCCUGUGGAGCCACCAACGACGCCCAAAGUGAUGCUGGAGAGUCCCUGAAAACCGUGGAGGAGCUGAGAGAGACGGAAAAUUCCCAGCCGCACUCAUCCAUGGCCUCUUCAAGCCCAUCGCUGGCUCGUCUCCAGGAAAUACCCGACUCCUAUCGGCCUUCGUUUCGAGGCAAAGACCUAUCAGACGCCCGCUCUGCUCUCGCUAAAGUCCUCACAUCUUCGGUUUCCAAAGGGACGCUGGUGAGGCGCCUGAGAAACUCUGCCGGUUUCCCAAAUUUCCAUGUCUCCUCGUGUAUGUCUGCGGCUUCAAAGUGUCCAGAUGACGGCGAUUUCUGCGCAGAGCGGGAAUCGGUUUUCAGAUCCAACCUCCCGACUGAGAACGAGUGGGAGGACCAAGUACAGAGGAGCGGACUGACCACCUUUAAAGUUGUUCCCCCAAAGAAACCAGCAUCCUGUGAUCCCGAAAUGAUGGAUCAGGAUCAGAAAUCAGUUCUUCCUGAGGGGAAGGAAGAUCCACAUUCCUCUAGCACAUUUGAGAGCAGAACAGGGAUUAACUGCUCAGAAACGUAUGCUAACGAAGUGGUUGACAGCUCAAUUUCUGGCUCACCUUUAGAGGAAACUCAGAACUGUUCUGACUCACCCUUGCUUGAUGACGGGGAGAAUCAUGAAGACCAGAACCAAGAGGAAGAACCAGAGGUCCCACUGGAUGGAGUCCUGCCUGCGCUACUGGACGGUUGUGAUAAGGAAGCGACCAACCAUGAUGGUGGUCAUUCAGAACAUCUGAGUGAGUUUGAUCCAAGUCCUGACAUGGUUCCGUUGAAUUCGAGUACUGAUGGAAAAUCUAAGGAGGAUUUUUCACGUGAGGAAGCAGGAGGGGAGGAAGCUGCCUUCCCCUCUCCUCCUCCACCGGUCGAGUUUAGUGACAACAUGGGAACUGGAGAAGAAGAAGCUUCAUUUCCAUCAUGUGGAACCGCCGCUCCCAGCAUGAAUGGGCAUAGGAAUGCAUCCGGCGAGGCUGACGACAGUGGCUCUUCCUCAGAUGCUACUGAGCCGCCUGCGGGCCAGACGAAGGUGGCCCCGUCUAGAUUUGCACAGGCGGUUGCCAUGGCCGUGCAGAGAUCCCGCCUACAGAGACUAGGCCUUGGAAUCGGCUUCGGACCCCAACUCUCCGGACGCCCAAACGUUUCUGUUCCAUCGCCUCCAAGGUCUUCAUAUCAGUAUGGUGCCUGAUCUGCGCCUGCAUGUCGUCCUAAGAGGUUGAACCUUCAGGACCCCCUAAGGACACCAGCCUGUUUGACCUGACCUAGCUCCUUUAGCUUUGACAGCUUAGUUUUCCUUCAUUUGUGUUUUUUAUUUUCUGGUUUUUACUUUUUAUAUGUUUGAACGGAAAAACUGCUGUGGAGCUCGCCAAAUGUACAGAUAUGAGUGACUGAGCUUGGAGUAUAUUUUUAGUUUACUUCAUAAAUUAUUUUAAGAGUGCCAAAAUGCAUACUAAGCUGAUAUGACAUCUUUUCUUUCUGUUUUUUUUUUUUUUUUUUUUGUAUAUAACCCCAAUGGAUAAUUUCUACGUCUUAUAUGAAUUAUUGUAGAGUAGUUUGGUUUUCAGCCAGCAGGUGGCAGAAGAGUUUUUGUUUUGAAAAAUAAAACCCUGGCUGCUUUUAUUUGGAAAAAACAUUUUCAAAUUAUCGUUCCAGCUGGAUGUAUUUUUUUUGUUUAAAGGUGACGCAUUCGUUGCAUAAAAAAAAAAAAAAUUCUAAAUGAAAUUCUAGAUUUGGGCGAGGCAUUCAAUAUUUUUUUUGUUUUGGGACAUGCCUAGAAUAAUAAAAAAUCUUUCUUCAUUAUUGCUUUUGAUAAU
Cyprinodon tularosa is the source of this 3126-nucleotide messenger RNA. Its product is annotated as cordon-bleu protein-like 1. Lineage: Eukaryota; Metazoa; Chordata; Actinopteri; Cyprinodontiformes; Cyprinodontidae. The coding region runs from base 354 to 2501 and encodes 715 amino acids. The record is from RefSeq and is a predicted model, not a curated record. The transcript is spliced from 10 exons. Gene Ontology annotation, molecular function: actin monomer binding.